UCAUACAGGAAGCAGUUUUUAUACCCACGGUAAUUUGCCAGCGGUUUUGACUUGUUCAUGUUUUGUUAGCUAAUGUGGCUAGCAGCUGGCGACUGGUUGAACUUAUUUUCAGCUCAAUAUAUGUGCAAAGAAGGAUUCAAACGCCACUCCUAAUAAGAGGAGGAUGGCACAUCAGCGUACCACACCUCUGUCCCAGAGGACGGAGUACUUUGAACCUGGUAAUGAAUCCGACGGGGUCUCUGGUGUUUGUGUGGAUGAGGAUGCUGACAGUUGCCAUGGAAACACUGAAACAAGAGAAGAGAAAGUCGACAAGCAAGAUGGUGAAAACUGGCAAGAAGAUUUUAGAGUUUUUGUUGCUUUUCGAGGAAACAUGGAGGAUGAGGACUUCACAGAAAAACUUGACGCUAUCAGCAGUGGGAUACCUAACAUGCUUGAAAUGGGCUCAGAGAGGUUGCAGCCACAAUGUGUAGAGCCAUGGAAUAGUGUCCGGGUUACUUUUAACAUUCCUCGGGAUGCCGCAGAGCGACUCAGACUGUUGGCCCAGAACAAUCAGCAGCAGCUCAGAGAUCUGGGGAUUCUCUCGGUGCAAAUUGAAGGGGAAGGCGCCAUUAAUGUGGCCAUGGGACCAAAUAGAGCUCAAGAUGUCAGAGUGAAUGGACCAAUUGGAGCAUCUGGCCAGAUGCGGAUGGAUGUUGGCUUUCCAGGCCAGCCUGGCCCAGCAGGGGUGAGGUUGGCUAACCCAUCUAUGGUUGCUGGUCCAAGCAUGCCAGGUCAGGCUAUGGUACCAGGCAGCAGUGGACAGAUGCACCCUCGUGUUUCAAGGCAGUCAUCACAAACAGAUGUGAUGGAUCCAAUGAUGGCAGUCCAGCAGCAGCAGCAGCAGCAACUUCAGCAUCAACAAGCUGGCCCUCAUGGCUCAGGUUCCAUGCCACCUCAGGCUGCUCACCACAUGCAGGCUCUUCAUACCGGAAGACCACUCAACCCUGCAGCCUUGCAGCAACUCCAGCAGCAGCAUCACCAACAGCAACAGGCCCAGCAGCAAGCUCAGCUCUCCCAGCUUGGACCCAGACCGCCAUUCAACCCAUCAGGUCAGAUGGCUGUGCCCCCUGGCUGGAACCAAGUGCCAUCUGGGGUCCUUCAACCUUCACCUGCCCAAGGAGGGCCUGCCUGGAGGAAACCCCCGCCUCAAACCCAAAUGGUUCAGCGGCCACCUUCUCUUGCUACAAUUCAGACUCCGAGUCACCCUCCACCCCCUUAUCCUUUUGGCAGCCAGCAGGCUGGGCAGGUGUUCAAUGCCAUGGGGCAGGGACAAUUACAGCAGCAGCAACCGGGAAUGGGCCAAUUUGCCGCACCUCAGCCUAAAGGCCCUCAGGCUGGACCGGGUGUUGCAACAGGACCACCGAGGCCUCCUCCUCCAUCAGCUGGACCACAGGGCAACCUUACUGCUAAGUCCCCUGGUUCCUCUUCAUCUCCUUUUCAGCAGGGUUCACCUGGCACUCCACCUAUGAUGGUACAGAGACCUACAACUCCACAGGGUUUCUCCCAGGGAGUUGGUUCACCAGGGAGAGCAGCUAUUGGACAACAGGGUAACAUGCAGCAAGGAUUCAUGGGAAUGCCUCAGCAUGGACAGCCUGGGACUCAAGUGCAUGCAGGUAUGCCUAAGCGUUCCAUGGGCUUUCCAAAUAUGCCAGGAAACCAGAACUUUGUUCAGGUUCAGGUGAGUGGCAGCAAUCCAGGGACUCCUGGUGGAGGAGCCAAUCAGCAGCUCCAGAGCAGCCAAGCAAUAACUCAUACAGGAGCUCAGCCAUCAGCUUCUACUCCAAACUCAAUGCAGAGUACACCCCAUGCUCAGCCCAAUCUUAUGGGUGUCCAAAGCAGCAUGGCAGGUCCCCCUCCUGGAACAACCACUGGACCUAAUAUGGGACCUCAACAGGCAGGCCUACAGACCCAGAUGAUGGGCCUCCAGCAUCAGGCCCAGCCCGUGUCCUCCUCCCCCAGCCAGAUGGUUCAAGGCCAGGGUGGUGGUCAAACUGUCCUCUCAAGGCCCCUCAAUCAAGGGCAAAGAGGAGGGAUGACCCCACCCAAGCAGAUGAUGCCUCAACAAGGCCAGGGGGUGAUGCAUGGGCAGGGUCAGAUGGUUGGAGGUCAAGGGCACCAGGCCAUGCUCCUACAACAGCAGCAGCAGCAACAACAGCAGCAACAAAACUCCAUGAUGGAACAAAUGGUUGCCAAUCAGAUGCAAGGCAACAAGCAGGCAUUUGGAAGCAAGAUCCCAGCUGGGGUUAUGCCAGGCCAGAUGAUGCGUGGCCCUUCUCCAAAUGUUCCAGGUAACAUGGCUCAGUUCCAGGCCCAGGUGGUCCCACAGCAGCAAAUGUCUUCACAGCAGCAGCAGCAAAUGGCUCAACUCCAACAACAGCAGUUACAGCAGCAGCAACACCAGUUGCAGCAGCAGCAGCUACAACAGCAGCAGCAGCAGCACCACCAGAUGAAUCAACAGCAGGUUUCAAUGGCUGGCAAUCCUGCUCAACCUAUGGGCAUGCACGGACAACCAAUGAGGCUUCCUGCUGGUCAUCCUCUUAUUCAACAACAAUUGCAGCAGCAACAAUUACAGCAAAAGCAGCAGCAACAGGCUAUGUUGCAACAACAGCAGCAGCAGCAACAACAAGCAGCUCAUCAACACUCACAUACUCUGGGGGACCCAAGUGGUGGGACAGGAGACUUGGGAAUGCAACAGAUGGUUCCAGAUAUGCAGGCACAGCAGCAGCAAGGCAUGAUGGGGGGUCCUCAGCACUUGCAAAUGGGAAAUGGUCACUUUGCUAGUCAUGGUAUGAACUUUAAUUCCCAAUUUCCAGGACAGAUGCCAAUUGGUGGGCCCUGUGGACAACCUGGUGGCUUUCCUGUUAGCAAGGAUGUAACAUUGACGAGCCCACUACUGGUGAACCUGCUGCAAAGUGACAUCUCAGCUAGUCAAUUUGGGCCAGGAGGAAAACAGGGGGCAGGAACAGGCAGUCAGGCUAAACCCAAAAAGAAGAAACCAGUGCGGAAGAAGAAGACAAAAGAGGGGGAGGGGCAACAACAAGGAGAGGGAGUUGGGGGUCUAGAUAUGCCUGCUGGAAUGGAGGAUUCUGACCUGCCAAACCUGGGUGGUGAACAAAGUAUAGGUUUAGAUAACCCGGGCCCCAAGCUCCCUGAUUUUGCCAACAGGCCUGCAGGUUUUCCUAACCAGCCUGGAGAUCAGAGAGUAUUGCAGCAGGUACCCAUGCAGUUCCUACAGCAGCAGCAACAGCAACAACAACAACAAAUACAGCACAUGCAACAACAGCAUAUACAGCAACAGCAAAUGCAACAACAAAUGCAACAGCACCACCUGCAGCAGCAGCAGCAGCUUCAGCAACAGAUGCAGAUGCAAGGCCUCCAGAAUACACAAGGGCAGCAGGGUAUGACUGGGACACAGAAUCCAGCUCAAGGUCAACCCCAGAUGCACCCACAUCAACUACAGCAGCAGCAACAACAACCGCAACAGCAAGCUCAACAGCCACACCUUCCACAGCAGCAGCACCAGCAGCAAAUGAUGAUGAUGCUGAAGCUGCAGCAAGAGCAGGCUAAGAAUCGCAUGUCCAUUCCUCCAGGAGGGCAGCUUCCCCCACGAGGCAUGGGAAACCCACCUGAGGUGCAAAGGCUUCCUGUCUCGCAGCAAGGCAACAUGCCUGUCAUGAUCAGCCUUCAGGGACAUGGAGGUGUGCCACCUUCACCUGAUAAAGCUAGAGCGAUGCCCCUGAUGGUGAACCCACAGCUUGCAGGUACAGCAAGAAGAAUGUCCCACCCUGAUGUAGGACAGAGUUCCCAGUUAACAGGAUCGGAAGAUACCCCCGGAACAACCCACCCAAAACAAGACAGGCCAGAAAUAGGGGUACAACCUGGUAAUGGGAAUCAACAAAUGAUGACGAAUCAGGGCUCCAAUACUCACUUAAUGAAGCAGGGCUCUGGUCCCUCACCCAUGCCUCAGCACACUGGUGCAAGUCCGCAACAACAGCUGCCCACUCAACCCCAGCAGGGAGGUCCAAUGGCUCCCCAUCAUUUCCCCAGUGUCCCCACAACCUCUCAGAGCUCCAGGCCCAAAACUCCCAACAGAGCUAGCCCCAGGCCAUACCAUCAUCCCAUCACUUCAAGUAAUCGUCCACCAAGUACUGAGCCCUCUGAAAUAAAUCUGUCACCUGAGAGAUUAAAUGCUUCUAUUGCUGGAUUGUUUCCUCCAAAAAUUAACAUUCCCCUACCGCCCAGGCAACCAAAUCUGAACAGAGGUUUUGACCAGCAAGGUCUCAACCCAACAACCCUGAAAGCCAUUGGGCAGGCCCCACCUAGCCUAUCUCUACCAGGCAAUAACAACAAUGGCAGUGCAGGUGGAAAUAACACUAAUAGUCAACAGCCUUUGGCUACUGGCAGUGGGGGAGCAGGUAUGGGGGCUAAACAGGAGAAGCAGUCUGGAGGCCAGGGUAAAAGGGCAAGUCCUAGCAACAGUCGGCGGUCGAGUCCAGCCACUAGCCGCAAGCCAGCCACUCCAAGUCCAGGAAGACAAAAAGGCACAAAGAUGGCUCUGACAUGUCCUCCGCACCAGCAGCAAUUGCUCAGCCCUCAGGGGCAAAGCAUGAUGCUGAGUCCAUCUUCAGUGCCACAAAGUCCAGUAUCUAUGCCUUCACAAUCAGGUGGCGGCACAGAGGCUCAGCAGACUCAGAGCACCUUCUAUAGGAUUCAAAGUAGUGCUGCUGAGGUAGUCGGAGAAAAUCAGGUAGUGACUGCAGCAGAGCAACGUCAGAUGGUUCAGCCUCAUUCACAGGCCCAGCCGAUGAGGGAGUCAUCAGCAUCCAGAAUGGGUAGUCCUCGUGUCUCCAUGCCUCAGGAGUCUAAAUCUGUCUUUGAACUGCCAGUUGUAGGUGUAGAUAGGCAGCCAACACACACAACACCUCUGCAUGAUGCUGAGGCCUUAUCUGCUCUUAGGGAAGCACCAACUUCCCUAAAUCAGUUGCUGGAUAAUGCAAGUAUCCUAAAUGGGUCUCUUCGGCCCAUACAAGGUAAUACUGGAAGGGAUGUAAUGGGAAAGGAAAGCCCCAAGACUGUUUUGGAUCCAGAGAAACCACUCCACAGUCAUUCCAAAAACUCAGACAUUAUUGCUCCUGUUGUUUCUACUGCUACUAUGAAUGAAUCAGAAGCUAAACCCAAACCUGUUGUAUCAAUGUCUACUAGUAGUUCUAAUUUACAGUUUGCUGCAAUUCCUAAUUUACACUCUAGUACGAAUACUAACUCAAAUACAACCCCAAGCCUUAAUGUGGACCCCAUCUCUAGUCUUAUUAACAACCCUACUCUCAAUACAAACCCAACAACUAGCAUUUGUCCAACUCCAAAUACUAACACUACUAGCUAUAUGAGUGUAAGUCUCAAUCCAGUCACAUCCAUACAGAAUACUGCUUCAACUGUCAGUGCUAGUUCUAGCACCAGCUCUGCAGUGAGUUGUAAACAAAUUUCUAGUUCUAAACCUGUGACCAGUGUUCACUCAGUCAUACAGAUCCCUGCCUCAUCCAGCACUAUAUCUCCCAACCAGAUCACUGUGUUUGUUGCUUCUAACCCCAUCACCUCUACAACAACUCCCCAGGUACCCACAUCAAUGGUCUCUACUAUGGUAGCUGUUCCCAACAAAAACAUUAGGCCUCAGGAUGUACGGCAGCACUCAUCCAUCCCCCGUCCCCCCCAGUUCAUCACAACCACCCCUGUAUUUAUCAACCCAAUUUUCCAGGUCCCUAGUGCAUCUGUGGCUCCCAAUACCACAGUAGUGCCACAGUCUGUCACAAUGGUGGGGCCUAUCCAGGUGUCGGCUACAAACAUUCAGCUUUCCUCUGCUCUUGGUUCAUCAUCAGCAGCUAACAUGGCCAGUCCUCAUUCUGUCCGAGCCAGUACCGCACAGAUUCAGAUUGCCACUAGUAUGGCCUCGUCAACUGCAAGUGGCACUCUCCCAGCUCCUCUCCAGAUUAACUCAGGGACUCUCAAAACAGAAAAACUACCCGAGACUGGUUUAGCUCAGAAAUCUAGCCCUCCAGUCAGGCAGCAGUCCCCACAUCCAAGCCCAUGUCCACCAUCUCCAUUUCAGCCGCCCUUGGCUUCUCCUCCUCCCUGCUCCAGUCCUGCAGCUGUAAGCAACAUACGCAGGAGUCCUAUUUUUCCAUCAUCAAAUGCCCAAGUGAAAAGCAAACCUGUGCAGAACACUGGGACUGUUUCUGGUUCAUCUGAGUCUCAGCAAAGUCCUGGGGACAGAUCUGCUCAGGGUCCUACUGGAGUCAUACCACUGCAGGUCUUUCAUCCUCCUGCAAGUCCUGCCAUUAAAAUUGAUGCGCCACAUAUUACAUCUGCUUCCCCAAAGACUACCACUCCUCCUCCAACCUCCUCUCCCGUUGUAGUUUCUGCCCAUGCUGGGGUCACUACUCAGAUUGAUACCCCGGCUGCAUUGCCUGCACCAGCUUCAGUCUCGAGCCCUGUCCCACCUGCAGCUUGUCAAGCUCCUAUUGCCACUGUUGUUGCUGCUACCCCUGUUGUCUCAUCUUCUGCCUUGCUGUCUACUGCCUCCACUGUACACAGUCCACCAACAUCCCAUGCUCCAAAGAUUACAGUACCUGGAUAUGUUCAGGAGGUUUUCACAGCCUUCACAGCCACUAUUCAAAGCGGAACUAAGCAUGCCCAAUCUGAUCCCCCAGCGACAGAGCCUCCCAAACUGCCAGCGGUAGCACCUGCUGAUACAUCUCAGGUGAACCAAGCACCCAUUCAACAGCAAGUUCCACAAUUCCAAGAGUCUGUUGCCAGUGAGAAGACGAGUGAGGAGGCCUCAGGAGGUCCCGAACAAGGAUGGGCAAAGAAAAGAAAGACGCCCAUCAACUUAGUCCCAAGAUCUGCUGUGGAGAAGCCCAAGGGGCCAAGCAGACGCAGCUCCCGGGCAGAGAAGGAGGCGGAGGAGGAACCAGCAGCGGACAGCAGCAUUAGGAAGAGAUCAGUCAGGCCUGGUAGCAGUACUGCUGUAAAAGAAACUGGAGCGAGCCCCACCCAGGCCAAACGAAGGAAAUCAAAAUAGGCACAUUGUGGUGUCCUGUGAACUGUACUGUAAAUGUAAUUAUUUUAUUUAGUUUGACUUUGGAUCAGUCUUUUGUUUGUUUCUCUCUCCCUCCCUCCCUCCUCUGCCCCAAUUUAUGAGUUGACAUCGAAAGAUACAGCCAUGUACAAAGUGUUUUAAAAUGAUUAUGGUAUUGGUUUUUUUCCCUGUUACUUUUUGGGAUGAUAGUUAUAAUGUGUGCACACAUUUGUGUGAAUGUGAUUUCCCCCCCCAAUGAAUUACAUGCUGGUUUAAUCGUAUAAAGAUUGCUGAUGGAACUUGCCAUGAUUGUCUAAUUAUAAUGUAAAACUCAAUUAAAUUUUCUACUUUUGUUCAGUGAAAUGAUGUAAUAUGCAGUGAAUUAUUAGUAUGUUGCCCCAGGGUAAAAUAUAUAUUUGUGCCCUUUUGCAGACCAGCUCAAUGGAUAAGGAGCAAUUCCCCAUAAUGUUAUGUCUACGUCUCUGGACACAACACUUAAAGCCUGAUUUACGAAAGGUUUGCUUAUAUAAAAAUGUGCAAACUCU
This is a messenger RNA of Thalassophryne amazonica, 7653 nucleotides long. RefSeq names its product nuclear receptor coactivator 6 (gene ncoa6). Gene Ontology annotation, cellular component: nucleus; histone methyltransferase complex; transcription regulator complex. The transcript is spliced from 18 exons. Gene Ontology annotation, biological process: positive regulation of transcription by RNA polymerase II. The record is from RefSeq and is a predicted model, not a curated record. The coding region runs from base 164 to 7111 and encodes 2315 amino acids. NCBI's taxonomy places the organism in Eukaryota, Metazoa, Chordata, Actinopteri, Batrachoidiformes, Batrachoididae.